CCGAUAUCGACGCAAAUAUUGGUGCUAGAUUUAUCCUCUUUUUUAUAUAUUUUUUUUAUCGGUAUUUGUAUAAAUAGGGAACUGGUUAAGGAUCGACCGUUCGAGCUAAAAAUUCAUCAACUAAGUAUUUUCGUCUUUAAAUAAAUAAAGUGCUGGUCGGGUACCACUAAACGGAUUUAUUAAACGUAUUACUUAUUAAACAUCGUAGGCCUUAAAUAUGGAAGAAGUUAACUAAAGCACAAAAUUAAACGUAGAUAGUUAAGAGAGGAUGGUAUUUGUAUUCCUGUUACGUAAUUUUCUACAACGGUUUUUUACAGAGCUUUAGGGACGUUAAUGUUUUAGUGCGGGACCAAAACAUUCGUUAAAUAGACACUUAAAUAGACGUUAGUCGCAACUGUUUAGAUUCCGCGCGGUGUACAAAAAAUCAUCCAAAAUUACCAACUUUGUAGGCCAAAUUAGCAAUGAAAGCUUUAAUGAGACGUCAAAACGACACGAUGGACCAACCAGCAGGGUAUUUGGGCACUUCCAGGGUGGUGCUUAACCAUUUAGAUGUCUCGACCCAGGCUGAUAUUCAACACACGGCCCUAAACUACGGUUCGGAGGAUGAGAUAAUGGGUCGUCUCCACGGUAAAGAUCGGAGGGGUGGGGCGGGCGCGACGAGGGAGCCGGCAGCAUCGAAUGCGGCUCAUUAUAGCAAACAGGAUAUUAGGGAGCAAUACUGCAUUUCGGAUCGGGGAUUAGGAGCAUUGGAGACGGAUAAACAGAGCUUAUUCGGAUGUCUUUCAUCGCACAACAGUUCUCCAUGUUCGACGCGGAGCGCUUCAUCCUUAUUAACAGCGUGUGUACGUCAAAAGGUGCCUUCUGAUGAAAACUUAUACGAACUGUACAAGAAGCACCCUUCGGAGUACGCCCCGUAUCCGAAAAGGCACAGAAAUCCCUGGGUUCCCCUUACGCCAGAAAUGUAUAGGCACGACCAGGAUCUCAAGAGUUCCUAUUUUCGGCGAAAAGCUCCACAAGUGGACCCCAGCAGGUACACAUGGAUGCCGUCGGAUGAUGAAUCUGUCAGAAUGGAGAAACCCAGAUCUAUUCUGGACGUGUCCUAUCGCAUGAACCAGGUUCAAGUGGCGACACCACCUGCUCCUCCGGGGUAAGUCCGUUAGUCCGCGUGGAUAUGGGUAUUCCUUUGCCUAGCAAUGGUCUAUAUCCGGCAUAGUUGGGCAUAGGUAUGUCGUGAGGUAAUCUCAAAGUAUCGUUAGCAAUAGCUUUAGCAAUUUGAUCCUUCGUGUCUU
Messenger RNA from Cylas formicarius (sweet potato weevil), 1289 nucleotides. RefSeq lists its product as uncharacterized. The coding region runs from base 462 to 1151 and encodes 229 amino acids. The record is from RefSeq and is a predicted model, not a curated record. Lineage: Eukaryota; Metazoa; Arthropoda; Insecta; Coleoptera; Brentidae. The transcript has 6 exons.